CUGCGCAGUAAACUAUAACUUCCCAAUCCCGAUCCGCUGCACUGACAUCAGACCUUUAGCAGAAUUCAUCCAAAGAUACCCGACCUCGGUGCUUCGUCGUUCACAUUGUCUGACUCGUGUAGCAAUGCCCCAACCGAAUCCGAGGUGGAUUUUUCCGAAUUGAGCAGCGGAUCCGACUCCUCGUCUUCCCUCUCAUCCGCAUCUGAAUCGUCGUUCAAGCCCUAUACCCCCGGCAUCCAAUUCCAACUCGAAUCUCUCCGCGCCGAGAACCUCUCCCUGAAACAGCUCAACGCGGAGCUGCGACAGAUCACGGUAGCGGCCCAGUGGAAAGCGAAGCAUAACGCGCAGCUGCGUGUGCAGGAUUACACACAAUAUCAGACGGAGCUGGAAUCUAUCGAGCGCGCAAACGAUCUUCUGAGUCAGGAGAUGGAGCAUGAGCGCGGGCGCAGGAGGGAGGCUGAGCGGAUUCUAGGGGAGAUACAUGGGGGCUUGACUAAUGAAGAAAAAACGGAGUUGGCAAAGGGGAUUUCCAAGUUCAAGCCCGAAUCAAGACAGUUGGCGAGGAUGAUCGAGUUUCUAUCUCUAAUCGUUCCAGGUCUAGAUGAGUCUACCACAGAAACAGAGCUCGAAAUCGGUUCACUUCCAAUCACAGCGCAAUUGAAACUGUACAAGUUUGUAGUUUUGAAACAGGAGCUUGAAGACUGGUAGCCGAAGAUGUAUUCAACCUUCCUUUCCAUGGAAUACGUUAUAUCGCGGACAGUUUGUUACAGAAAUACAUGGUUUGGUAACAUAUCCGAAGUGUAGCGAAAAGCCAGAAUCGCAACGCUAUUAGCGAAUCUCGAAGCGGAAAUAGGCCUUGUCCGCCACCGGACCACAUGCGAGACAAUUCAACAUCUCGGUUAGUGUCUGGGGAUCUGCACUAAUAAUUUAUCAUGCGGUGAGUAAAGGAUCCUGACGCAGAUCCAAGGGUGUUGGAGUUAAUAACGAGUAUUGCGGCCCGCAAAAGUCAACAAACUGUGUGUCGAGCGAGUGCGCCAGCUCAAACCCUCAUCGAAGUUGAGAGAUCCGGGAAAAAGCGAAAGAAGGCGAUGCAGCCGAGCCCAUGCCCUUCAUCAUGAUGACCGAGGGCAGGAGAAGCGGACGGAGGUGUCUCGAGGGUCAAUGACGCGCGACGACAAUCGACAAUCUGCAGUGCGUUAAGAGAACCGAAUGACGAGAAGCCCCUGAUUAUGGGGACGAGUUGCAGGUGAGCGGCCACUGCAAAAGCAGGUUGUCCUCGCCCCACAUGCAGCACGGCGGGAGACGACAGAUGCGCAAGAAACCCAGAUCGGGAUUCACUCGGGCGUGCUGCUCGUCCCCUUCAUCCCACUCUUGCAAAGACCGUUCACAUGCG
Messenger RNA from Mycena citricolor, 1393 nucleotides. Lineage: Eukaryota; Fungi; Basidiomycota; Agaricomycetes; Agaricales; Mycenaceae. The record is from the annotation of a GenBank genome assembly.